CGCCGGGGCCUGAGGCCCGAGGACGCGCCGAGUCACACCAUGCUGAGCGCGACUCGGGGCAGGCUGGCUUCCGCACUGUGGGCGUCCCGGCUCGCCCGCAGGUACCUGCACGCGACGCGGCCGCGGUCCUCGGCGGGUCAGGGCGGGAGGACCGGGCAGCCGCCCAGCGCCUUCGACCCGGCGCUGCUGGACUUCCUGGUGUGCCCGCUGUCCAAGAAGCCGCUGAGAUAUGAAGCAUCAACGAAUGAAUUGAUUAAUGAAGAAUUGGGAAUAGCCUAUCCAAUCAUUGAUGGGAUUCCUAACAUGAUUCCACAGGCAGCAAGGAUGACACAUCAAAAUAAGAAGCCAGAAGAAACAAAGCAGCAGUAGAAGAACAUUCUUACAAGCCACAGCGGCCACAUGCUCUUGAACAGCAUAUCCCUUUUGAAACCUGGUGGCAGGUAGUCAGUGGGAGGAGACAAUGUUCCUUUCUCUUCCUACGCUCACCGUCCUCAUCCCGCUGAUUUCUCUGGCAGGACUUUUCUACUCGGCCUCUGUGGAGGAAGACUUCCCGCAGGGCUGCACCAGCACGAGCAGCCUCUGCUUCUACAGCCUGCUCCUGCCCAUUACUAUCCCAGUGUACGUGUUCUUCCACCUUUGGACCUGGAUGGGAAUUAAACUCUUCAGGCACAACUAGGGCCACCAGAGCCAUGCUGCGUUCUGGGUGCUCGUCUCUGAACGUUCAGCUAGGUGCAAAUGCUGGAGACCCAUUUCCUCGGCAGCCAAGCUGCUUCUCCCUUCUCAGGAAGGAGCCUGCCAGAGACUACAGCUGCGGAAGCUGCUUCCAUGGUCCUAGAGCUGAGGGCCGUAACUGGUGUCAGAAGGAGCAUCUCCCCUUGCCAUCGUCUCCCAUCUCCUGAUCGGUUCUCCCUGCAUUUAUCUGAAAGUCAUUUGUAAUUUUGUUUGUUUAGCUUCUGGGUUGCUGGGAAAGUCACAUGGUAGGCAUGACUGAAAUAAUCCCAAAGGACCUGUGUUGGUUGUAGAAAAAGGCAUUUGAACUAAAACUGUGUAAUGGAAAUUUCAUGUACUGAACAAAAAUUCUGAGCUUGUAAAUCUUUUUGGUACCAAAUGCUUAUAUAAUUACUAAUAAAAUAAGAUGCUAAUUUACCAUUAAA
Ochotona curzoniae (black-lipped pika) is the source of this 1154-nucleotide messenger RNA. RefSeq names its product PIGY upstream open reading frame (gene PYURF). The transcript has 2 exons. Lineage: Eukaryota; Metazoa; Chordata; Mammalia; Lagomorpha; Ochotonidae. The record is from RefSeq and is a predicted model, not a curated record. The coding region runs from base 40 to 369 and encodes 109 amino acids.